Messenger RNA from Ctenopharyngodon idella (grass carp), 2521 nucleotides. Its product is annotated as claudin-4. Gene Ontology annotation, biological process: cell adhesion; bicellular tight junction assembly. The record is from RefSeq and is a predicted model, not a curated record. Bases 44 to 1159 code for a protein of 371 amino acids. The transcript is spliced from 2 exons. Lineage: Eukaryota; Metazoa; Chordata; Actinopteri; Cypriniformes; Xenocyprididae. Gene Ontology annotation, cellular component: bicellular tight junction; plasma membrane. Gene Ontology annotation, molecular function: structural molecule activity.
GAUUAAGACCAGACCAACAGCUGCUUUUGAUUGUGCCAACACCAUGGGAAGGAUUGCUAAAGAGGUUUCUGGCCAGACCCUGUGCUUCAUUGGUUUUGUUGGUAUAUGUGUCUGUUGUGGCAUUCCCAUGUGGCGUGUCACUUCGUACAUUGGUGCCAACAUUGUCACGGGCCAGAUUGUCUGGGACGGCUUGUGGAUGAACUGUGUAAUGCAGAGUACAGGACAGAUGCAGUGUAAAGUCCAAGAUUCAAUAAUGCGACUGACCCAGGACUUGCAAGCGGCACGUGCGCUGACCAUCAUCGCAAUAGUGAUCGGCUGCAUUGGAAUGCUACUGACGUUUGUGGGUGGUCAGUGCAGUAGCUGUCUGAAGAAAGAGUCCUCUAUGGCCAAAGUGCUGAUACUGGGUGGCAUCCUCUGCAUUAUAGCUGGAGUUGCCUGUCUUAUUCCGGUCUGCUGGUCCGCCGCUGUCACCAUCUCAGAUUUCCAGAAUGUUCUCACAAUUGAGACACAAAAGAGGGAGAUUGGUGCAUCCAUAUACAUAGGCUGGGGCAUCCUGGGCAUGUCCCUAGGCAUUAUUGGUUUCAUAGGAGCUAUUGUGAUUUGUGCCCUUCCUAUGUGGAAGGUGACAGCAUUCAUUGGAGCCAAUAUCGUUACUGCGCAGACCAUCUGGGAAGGCUUGUGGAUGAACUGUGUGAUACAAAGCACAGGACAAAUGCAGUGCAAAAUCUAUGACUCCCUCUUGGCCUUACCUCAGGACUUGCAGGCGGCUCGGGCACUUGUGGUCAUCGCCAUCAUUGUGUGCAUCUUUGGGAUCAUCCUGGGAAUUGCUGGAGGAAAAUGUACCAGCUUUGUCGAGAGGGAAGACACAAAGGCAAAGGUGGCUAUCGCUAGUGGUAUAAUCUUCAUCGUUGCUGGAGUGUUGGUUCUGGUCCCCGUCUGUUGGUCAGCUAACACCAUCAUCAGGGAUUUCUACAAUCCCUUGCUCACAGAUGCUCAAAGAAGGGAGAUUGGGGCUUCUCUAUAUAUUGGAUGGGGUGCAGCUGCACUGCUGAUCCUGGGAGGAGGUAUACUGUGUAGCUCCUGCCCACCUAAGGACGACAACUACGGCAUCAAGUACUCUCAGCCACGGUCUGUUGCCACCAGCAAAGCCUACGUCUGAAAGAGAUCAAGCAUACAAAGACUUUUUACUUGCAAAGACUUUUUUUCCUGUAAAACCUCUUUAUUCCCACCUGCGGAUUUUUUUUCUAAGGAGAAGUAGAAGGACAGUGUCUGAUAUGACAGUUUAUUUACUGAGGUUUUGUGCUGUGAUUAUACAGAUCACUGAAAGAGAAAAAUGUGUAUAAUGUGAUGACAGGGAAUCAAACUCAGGGAAGCAGAGAUCUGUUUUUUUUUUUUUAUAAACAAGCCAUUCUUGCAAUUUAUGUUUAAUAUGACAAUAGGAAUAGUUUCAUUAAUCAGAUUUUAUAAAAUGUGUGUUAACCUUCUUAUCAUUAUAAAUUAGCAUUUUUUGCACAAAGAUGUCUUGAUCAUUAAAUUUGUCUUACUAUUUGUUUAUUAAAAUAAAUAGUUCUGUAAAACAACUUAUUGAUACUGCAUUGACAUCAUUUCAUAAUAAUAGUUUGACAAUACUGAAUAUUCUCAUGUCCAAGAAAAGAUCAGGUCAUGCUUGUCUCUGACAUGGUGACUAAACUGGUGAAAAACUUAACAGAGAUGUUGGCAAAGAUCUCCUGUAAAAACAGUUUGAGCAAUUUUGCUGUAAAACAAAACAAAAACAACAACAAACAAACAAAACAACAACAACAACAAUAACAUUUUGCUGUAAAAGAAAACAAUAAACAAUGAUCAGGUAUGUUCAGUCUGUUUCCACUUCAUUCGAAGAAAUUAAACAAAAAUUAUUGUUUCUGCCACAUAUUAUUUUUUUCCACUCGUUACGUCUAGAUGUUAUGUCGUUAAAACAACAUGUUUUCUCGUUAAAACAAUAUUUUUUUCCAUUAUAACGAGAUAUAAUAUAAUUAAAUUCAUAGAUAUAGCAUAUAACAACAUUCAUCUGAUAGAGGCGACUGUCAGCCCGUGGUGUCGCCAAGUUAUGAGAUAAACGAGGAUCUGCACGCUGCUCAAGUUACUGCUGGAGGAAUAAUCAGAAUACAAAAUUUACUCUUUUGACCUUAUUGUUUUUGUUGUAGAGGCAUUUUUAUUAUGAUUAAUCUCCAAUCUGUCCAAUCAUUGCACUCAAAUCAGGAGGAUAUGACUCUUUUAAGAUGAUCAAACCUGUUACUUUUGAAUAAUCGACUAUGGACUGUAAAUAUUUCCUUAUUUUAACGACUUCAGUUUGAUUUAACACUUGAUGAUUGUAUCGGAAAGUAAAGUAUAGCAAUACAAACAUUAUUGUUGUUUAAUUUGUACAGUCUUUAGGCUACUCAUAUUUAAUGUUUAAUGGAAUGUAUAUCUAAUUCUAAUGUUGUGUAAUGUGAUAUGAUGUUAGUAGGCUACACUGGAAAUAAAAUGUACCUUUUUUUUAAGA